AAUAUGUUAAAAAUAUGUCUAUAAAUAUCCAAAACACAUAUAAUUCAAGACUGCCAUUUUCCUGCAGGCGCAACAAACCCUUCAAUACACUCAUAAUGUUCUGAAUCAGGAAACUUUUCUACUACAUUAGUCUUCAUUGUCAAAGAUCUUUCAACAAUAGGAAACGAUGUAUUAGAAAUUCCAAUAUCAAAUACACAGGAACGCGUUCUUUCUGAAACAUGGGAAUGUAUAGGUGUUUUUAUACCAGGCUUAUUAUUUCUAUUCAGAUCCGAGUCAACUGCAUCUACAGAUAUAUCUACCCCUUCUCCAUCAACUGACGGUCCUUCAGAUCCCAAUGACUCCUCCAAAAGACAAAUAUUCAUGUCAUUGGAAUCUCUUAACCAAAAUGGCUCUGGACUUAAUUGUGCUGCAAAAAAUGCUGAUCUUUUAAAACAGUCUGUAGAACAAAAGCGUAAUAAUGACCGUUGAUCAUAAAUCUUACGUUUACUAUACAAAAUCCUAUAAGGUGCCUUCUCAUCCUAAAUAUUUAUUAGCUUUAUUAAUUUAUCUCUAUUUCUUACUCUUGGAGGGUUAUGACAUAACGGAUACCCGCAAAACUUCUCCAAAUUACGUUCUAAUAAUACAUUCUCAUAAUCUUGAGGUUUUAGCUUUGAUCCUAAGGAGCGUAAUGUCUGAGGAUCUACUGGCCGCAGUAAUAAAGACAUAAUUUGAAGCUCUGACAUAAUUUUAUAUGAGUUGGUUCGAUUAAGCUACCGACAUUGCUAAACAAAGAAAAAGCCAUGAAACUUAAUAACAUGCAAUGUCGAGCUUUGUAUGACUAUACUUCAGAAUAUCCAGAGGAUUUGAAGUUUAAUGCUGGUCAGGUCAUUGAUAUUUUAGGGGUAGAAGAUAGAGAUUGGUAUAUUGGCCAAUAUAUAGAUGCAACAGGUUAUCGCAGUAUAGGAAUAUUUCCAAAGAAUUAUGUGCAGUUAUCAGAAGAAACAGAGGGAGGAGAGACAAAUAAGAAGGAUAUUGCGGGAGAAAUAGGGGAUAUGAAGAAGAAUAAUGAAGAGGAAGAAGUAAAAACAGAUAAAAGAGAGAAAUCAGAAGCAUUAACAUCGGAGGAACCGGAAAGUAAGAAGAGUGUUAAGAAGUCAUUUAGGGAGAUUUUGGACUCAUUUAAUACUCCUAAGGAGGAAGAUAUAGGAUUCACAACUAAUAGACAAUCAUAUAAUACAAAACCUAGAAUGUGUUUAUCAAACACAUAUAUUAAUAAUAUAAAACAGACAGAGACACAUGGUGCAGAUAAUUUGCAGAAAGAAGUUUCAUAUAAUGUUUCAGAGCAAAAUACUCUUCAGUUGGGGUCGCUUAAAGAUCGAAUUUUAGCUCUUAGAAAUAUAAAGUUUGAUAGUCAGGAAAUACAUGAAACAAAUGCGUCUAAUAAUAAUUCAACAUUAGAGCCUAUUAUUGAAGAAAAUGCGGAACAACAUAAUAAUGCGCCUAAAAACGUAUCUAGCGAAAUAUUUUUAGAAUCAUCUCAUAAUUCUUUUAAGCCGAAUAAAAAUUCACCAAGUAAUGAACCAGAAAAUCAAAAGCAAGGGAAAAAUGAAGAUAAUCAUAUGAAUGAAGAAAAGAAAACAUUAGAAGCAGUAUCAAGUAAAAACAAUGAUUCUUUUAUGGAAGAAGAGCUUGCUCGUCGUGCAGCUAUUCGUGAGCGUAUGGCAAAAAUGUCGCAUGCAGGUAUGAAUAUGCAUAUGGCAUUAGGAAUAUCAAAGCAAGACAGUACAUAUACGGGUCUUAAAUUUUCUACAAAAAGAACAUCUUUGGGUAAUAAUGAAGAUAAAUCUCAAACAACAACACCUGUUUUUUCUGUUCCAAUGGUUCCAAUAUCACCAGCAAAACGACCAAAUAGGAGCCAUCAGCUAGAUAAUUUUUCUAAAUCACCUGUUCAAAAUAGGAAUAAAGAAGAAAUGACAGUUCAAAAUAAUUCCUCAGAAAUAAUAAAACACUCUCUUUCAAAUCUUCAUUUGUCAACACCUCAAAAAUGUCAUAAAACUAAUAGCGUUUCUGAAAACAAUAUUUCUUUUAAGGAUGACGGUGAAGAUUUAGAAAAAUCUGCAAUAUAUUAUACCCCUGUUCCAAAUGUGGAAUCAUUUUCAUCUUUUCUUUCUAAAAAUUCAAAAAACAAUUCUUCGAUUUUAAGCAAUAAAACUAUAUCACCAAUUCUUAUUGAGCAAUCUCCAGAAAAUUCUGAACUAUCGAAAUUACCGCAAAAACUGUUAAAGGAUCCACCAUUCAUACCUGAACGCCCAUAUUCUACACAUUCAUCAGAAUUAUUUAAUAACAUAGAUCUUUCCACACAAAAGCAAUCUACACCUUGUAGACCGGCAAAACCUAUUUUUAUUUCAAAAUCGUCAUUGACAUCCAAAUGCACAUCUCCUAUUCUAUCUCAACAUGAUAAUAGGCUUUCUUAUACUUGUAAUACAUCUUCAGAAUCAGGAUUCGUUUCUGAGGAAGCAUCAAAAUGUCAAUUAUCAUACUCUGAUUUCAAAGAUAAAUCAAAAUAUACAUAUAUUUUUGAGGAAAAACAAUUUUGUAUUGAUGAAGAUAAACUAGAAGAAAACAAAAAUUCAAGGAACAAUAUUUAUAAAAAUAAUAUAUCGAGUGAUGUUAUAUAUGAACAGAAUGCCAAUGAUGAUAUAAGUCCUAUUUCUUUAACAAGUUCAUAUGUUAUUCAAAAUAUUGCAGAUGAUGAUGAUAAAGUCAAAAGAAAUAUUGCUAAUAAUAUGUUUACUCAAACUAACGAAGGAUCAGCAUCUAAUUUGCAAUACAAAUAUUCAAAAUAUCCAGGUUCUCCGUAUCAACAAAGUUGUUCAGAAGAGUAUUUUUCUUCUCCUACAUCUAAUAUAUCAGAAACCGAUAAAAAAUCUAAUAAAUAUCAAAGUUCGGCAGAAAAACCAUAUAUUCGCAAUCAAUUAUCAAUAAAUGAAUUAAGAGGACUUCAUUACUCAAUAGAUCAACGCAAUAUCAACUAUGAUCCUUUUAAUCAAGUAGAAUAUAUUGCAUGCAACAUUGAUUUAAAAAAAGACACAUUAUGGUGGACACGUCCUAAUGCACUUCCUUCCAUAUUUCAAAAUAGAAAAGACAUAUUACUAAAAUUUUUUGAGUCUUCACAUCUUUUGAAAGAUGGAAAUAGUAUAGCCACAAAAGAAAUUCGCAUUCUUUUUCAUGAUUAUAGUGAAACACAAAUUUUAGUAACAUUUAACAAAAAAAAUCCUGAAAAUGCAGACUUAAAACAAAUUCAUCGACCUUCUCCAAUAAAACCAAAUCAAAACCAAUUAGAAAUUGCAUAUGAAAAGUUUGGCACUCAAGUUGCUAAUUUAGCAAGUUUGCAUACUGGGAUAACCAUUGGUGAUGGCAGUCCUUUUGCUUUUAUACAGAAUAUUAUUAGUAAUAUUCCUGAUGCAUUACCACCUACUGGUGUAAGAGCAUACGGUGCAGUGAUUUACCAAAACAGAGCAAAUGCAUCUAUAGAGCAAAGAGAUGAAAUUAAAACAGGUGAUAUUGUUUCAUUUCGAAAUGUGAAAUUUCAAGGUCAUAAAGGAACUUUACAUACAAAAUACAGCACAAGUGUUGGAAACCCAGACCACGCUGCUGUAAUCAUGGAAUGGGAUGGAACCAAACGGAAAAUUAAAGUAUGGGAACAAGGAAGAAUUUCAAAAAAAGUCAUUCAAUCAAGUUUCAGAAUAGGUGACCUUAAAAGUGGAGAAAUUUGUAUUUGGAGAGUUAUGUCAAAAUCAUGGGUUAAUUGGAAUUCUUAGAUAUUUUCAUAUCUACUUUAUUGUUUUGUUAUGUUAUUUUUUAGA
Messenger RNA from Pneumocystis carinii B80, 3845 nucleotides. RefSeq lists its product as hypothetical. Gene Ontology annotation, biological process: protein transport to vacuole involved in ubiquitin-dependent protein catabolic process via the multivesicular body sorting pathway. NCBI's taxonomy places the organism in Eukaryota, Fungi, Ascomycota, Pneumocystomycetes, Pneumocystales, Pneumocystaceae. The record is from RefSeq and is a predicted model, not a curated record. The coding region runs from base 780 to 3800 and encodes 1006 amino acids. Gene Ontology annotation, cellular component: ESCRT-0 complex. The transcript has 2 exons. Gene Ontology annotation, molecular function: protein binding.